This is a messenger RNA of Amphimedon queenslandica, 2192 nucleotides long. RefSeq names its product general transcription factor 3C polypeptide 4-like. The transcript is spliced from 16 exons. Gene Ontology annotation, cellular component: transcription factor TFIIIC complex. Lineage: Eukaryota; Metazoa; Porifera; Demospongiae; Haplosclerida; Niphatidae. The coding region runs from base 14 to 2068 and encodes 684 amino acids. Gene Ontology annotation, biological process: transcription initiation at RNA polymerase III promoter. The record is from RefSeq and is a predicted model, not a curated record. Gene Ontology annotation, molecular function: histone acetyltransferase activity; protein binding.
UUCCUACAUCCACAUGGCAGCCAAACUGCUCCUUGAAUGCUGUAGAAAGGAAGCCGUUCCCUCCUUCCCUCCCUCCUUCUUCCCCACCGGCUCUCUCUCCUGGUCUACUGAUGACAGAAUAUCUCUAGUCUGCAGUGAUGUCAUUUACGUUAUUACUCUUAAAGGUUUUCUGCCUCAAAAUACCAAGUCCUUAGUUCCGAUAUCAGUUGCCAUUAUUGAAGCUCCUCCCAUGUCCUUUCCUCUUUCUCUUAAUCUAUCACUAGACAUUAGUAAAUGUAUUUAUGGAGAACACACCCCCUCUAAUGAGGGACACUCCCCCUUUAACGAGGGACCUUUGGUUGAUGGUGUGUUUGGUGUUUUAUUUGAUCCUUUGGUUAGUGGGUGUGGCUCUAAAGGUCGUUUCUUAUCAGCAAAGUGGUCGCCGAUCAGAUCAAACUGGUCAAACAGGUGUAUUUUGGCAGGUCUGACUAACUCCAGUAGUGUAUUAGUUUAUGAUGAGACAACGAGGGGACAAUGGGACUUGGUGUUUGAUUUUACUGAUAUUUAUUAUAGAGUAUUAGUCUCUGUUGAUUUUGAUGUCAAACUCUUACCAGCAACAUCAGAACAAUCACCUCCUCCUACUACAAAAACUAAUAUUUCUCAAUCUGAAUAUCAGAGACGGCGUGAUUUCUUUGUAUCCGUGGCAAUGUCAUGGUUACCGGUCUUCCUUUCAGAGGGUGUGGUCUUACUUGCUAUAGCUAUGAGAAGUGGUCACUUGGUUCUAUGGUCAAUGGCUGUACCAGUAGACAGGCUAGUGCCUCCGUCCUUACUGAACGUGAUUCAUUUACCAGCUGGGAUCAGUUCAGUUACAACUGUAGAGUGGACAAUCAUUAAUAAAAAUUAUUUAUUAAGUGUCGGGUCAGCCAGUGGGCAUGUCCUCUUAUUAGAGUGGGUGGAGUCUGCCUUUCCUUAUGAGGAACCUAUGGUAUACCAUAUAUGGAGUUGCAAUGAUGAGGUACCAGUUGGUCACAUGACCUGGAGCUGUUCUGAGGAUGUGAAAUGGUUAAUAUAUUCCAAAGGUUGUUAUACUUUUGCUGUUUUAAUUAAAUAUAUGAAUAACGAGCUAAUGACAUCAGAUCCUUAUCUUCUCUCAUCAAACCACACCCAUCCCGUCUCUGGAAUCACCUCAUUACACAAUAAUGAUGUCAUAACGUGUUCAACUGAUGGAACUAUUACCUCUCGUCCUUUACCAAAUAUGGAAGGUGUAACGGUUGGGGCUUCAGCCAGUGAUACAGUUAUUAAUGGUAAGGAGGAAUGGAGUCCAGUUAGUCUUGGAGGGAAGAUUACAGCUGGAUCCUGUUUUGGAAUGGACUCGUCUAAAAAUGACCUUUACACUAUCAUACAUGUUAAAACUGUCGACAAGGUUUCAACCCAGCUCCUAAUCCUCCCUCUCAUACUGCCAGAGGAUGUCAGUCUGAUAUGGCAGCGCUCGUCAUCUUGGGAUCUUUAUGAGUCCUUGAGGAGUAAUUUAUCACUUAUUUACGAGGAGGGAGAGACAAGGAUUGAAUCAUUACCACUAGCCAUGAGGAGACAUGCAGCUGCACUCUCUCAUGAUCAAGAGCUGAUGUUUCAGAUUGAUGGAGAACUGCUGAGUCAGCAUUGCAGACGUUACUUGAGUGAGUUCAUGAAAUGGACAGAAGACAAUGAAAUUCAAAAUGGAGACAAGUCGAUAAUUUCCAUUGGUAACACUGCUGCUUUACUGAAACGACAUGCACAAAAUGAGUUUGAUUUUUCAAUAGCCGAAAAUUGUUUAUCAUUCGUGGUCAAUAAUUUGGCACAAGUUGAGAAGUGUCCUAUUUGUAGCGAAAUCAUACUGUAUUGCAACCCACUUUCAGGGUCAUGCUCCAAUAAUCAUUGCUGGGAGAGGUGUGUCCUAACUCAGUGUAUUGUGUCUCAAUUUGCUGAGUCCAUGAGUUGUUCGAUCUGUAACAAACUAGUUAAUAUAACCAGAGGUGGCUGGCUAGGACACGUUUUGAAGACAUUUACAAUCUGUCCUAUUUGUGGAGGCCAUUUUGAAUCAACACUUUAACAUACAUAUAUAUACAUAAAUAGUAUUUUUAUAAACAUAAAUAAUAAUAAUAAUAGUCCCAUAGCUCUGAAAUGCAUUUUUCUGUUUUCUUUAUUCUUAUUUUGAUGACUCGUGGUAUCUCUUA